AUGACUACAAAGGUGAAAGGCCUCAUCAAAGGCAUCAAAAAGAACAUUUCUGCACGUUUUGAGGACGAAAAAGAAGAAGAAAUACAGAUCGGUGAGCCGACCGAUGUGAAACAUGUCUCGCAUAUUGGCUGUGAAACGGCUGUUGAAUCUCCGAGCUGGAUGAAAGGGUUUGAUGCAUCAUCAGAUACUCAAUCAAUAGAUUCAAGCCACAGGAGUACUCGAAGUGUGGAAUCUUCUCGAGACCUCCCAUCGGUUCCACGAGCAGCUAGAAACCGCCACCGUUCAAUGGACAACACUCUGGAUUCUUCUGACUCGUCACUUAAAGCUAGGCGUACAAGAAGAAAUCGAUCGUCCGAAGCUAGAAGGCGUACCGAAGGGGAGGAUUCAAAUGCAGACGUCCCAAAGAAGUCUUCACGACGUAGGAAACCAAAGGACGAAUCUGCAACAAGAUCAUCGUCCAAUCUUACAGACGAUUCCGAUCAUGGAUCAGACGUAUAA
Molecule: messenger RNA, 498 nt
Organism: Cynara cardunculus var. scolymus (artichoke)
Lineage: Eukaryota; Viridiplantae; Streptophyta; Magnoliopsida; Asterales; Asteraceae
Product: CRIB domain-containing protein RIC6-like
Exons: 4
Coding region: 1-498 (165 amino acids)
Source: RefSeq, a predicted model, not a curated record